Musa acuminata AAA Group (dessert banana) is the source of this 2577-nucleotide messenger RNA. RefSeq lists its product as uncharacterized. The coding region runs from base 1 to 2577 and encodes 858 amino acids. Gene Ontology annotation, molecular function: RNA-DNA hybrid ribonuclease activity; nucleic acid binding. The record is from RefSeq and is a predicted model, not a curated record. The transcript has a single exon. NCBI's taxonomy places the organism in Eukaryota, Viridiplantae, Streptophyta, Magnoliopsida, Zingiberales, Musaceae. Gene Ontology annotation, biological process: DNA integration.
AUGGCCGGACACGCACGCCUCUCCUUCAUGGAUGCCUAUUCGGGAUACAACCAGAUCAGGAUGGUGCCCGAAGACAGGGAGCAUACGACCUUCCUCACCGAUCAAGGGGUGUACUUCUAUAAGGUCAUGCCGUUCGGGUUAAAAAAUGCCGGGGCCACAUAUCAGAGAACGGUGAACAAGAUGUUCGCCCAUCAGAUCGGAAGGAACAUGGAGGUUUACGUGGACGACAUGAUUGUAAAGAGCCAAGAAGCCGAAGCGCACCUUGCCGACCUGUCCGUGGCGUUCGCCACGCUACGCAAGUCCGGUAUGCGACUUAACCCCACAAAAUGUGCCUUCGGCGUCACCUCCAGGAAAUUCCUCGGGUUCAUCAUACACGAAAGAGGAAUUGACGCCAACCCGGAAAAGGUUCAGGCAAUCAUCGACAUGCAGUCUCCCCGGACGAUCAAAGACCUGCAACGACUUAACGGAAGGAUUGUCGCCUUGUCCCGCUUCCUCGCCCGGUCGGGCGAUCGCUGCCUCCCCUUCUUCAGGGUGGUCAAAAACCCAAAAAACUUCCAGUGGACGACGGAGUGCGAGGAAGCCUUCAAGCAAACAAAGCAGCACCUGGCUAGCCUCCCCCGACUCGCCUCUGUUUCUCCCGGGGAGAAGCUGGGCCUUUACCUGGCGGCCUCCCCACAUGUAGUCAGCUCCGUCCUAAUCAAAGGAAGCUCCGGCGAACAACUUACGAUCUACUACGUCAGCCACAUCCUGAGUGGACCUGAGGAGCGUUACCCGCUGAUAGAUAAACUCGCUCUCGCCCUGGUACUGUCAGCUCGGAAGUUGCGCCCCUACUUCCAGGCCCACCUGGUGGAGGUCAUCACCGACCAGCCUCUUCGACAGGUCCUAUCUAAAUUUGAUGUUGCAGGACGGCUCCUCAAAUGGGCAGUGGAGCUCGGCGAACAUGAUAUAAGAUACGUGCCCAGGACCGCCAUCAAGGCCCAGGCGGUAGCCGACUUCAUCGCGGAGCUAACUCAAAUGGAAGACAGGGAUCCCGAGCAACCUCCUGAAGCUUGGAUCCUACACGUGGACGGCUCGGCCAGCUCGAAGGGUGCCGGCGUAGGGCUGGUUCUGCUCGCCUCCGACGGACGCGCGUUCGAGCGUUCCCUCCACUUGGGGUUUAAAGCCACCAACAACGAAGCGGAGUACGAGGCACUCCUGGCAGGACUCAAGCUGGCCCUCGAGAUGCAGGUGGCUGCUAUACACGUCUUCACCGACUCGCAACUUGUGGCCGAACAGCUCAGCGGUGGAUAUGAAGCUCGGGACCCAACCAUGGUGAAAUACCUGGCAUGGGUAAGGGACCUAACUGCCAAGUUCCCUUAUUUUACGUUAUCUAAUGUUCCGAGGGAGGAAAAUGAACGAGCCGACGCGCUAGCUAAGCUGGUGUCAAAACCAACCCCUGAAGCAUGCCCGGAGGUGGAGGAGCUCCCUGCCCGCACCAUUGAAGUAGCGGCUGUGGUCCCGGGCAGCGCCCCGAUCACAUGGGUCCAAGAGAUGCUACGCUUCAAGCGGGAUGGGACCCUUCCCCACGAUGAGGUUGCUGCUCGGCGCCUACGUCGUACACACGCCUGGUACACCGAGGAGAGUGGGCGACUUUACAGGCGGUCCUUCACCUAUCCCCUCCUACGGUGCUUGGAACCCGACAAAGCCCAAACGGUCCUGGCCGAGACCCACAAGGGAGUCUACGGAGAACACAUCAGUGGGCAAACCUUGGCACACAAAAUACUCCGCCAAGGUUACUACUGGCCGACCAUGUGCCGGGACGCGAAAGCUUACGCGCAGCGGUGCGGUCCGUGCCAGGAACACGCCCGCGCACCCCGACAGCCCGCGGUCCCGCUCAGCCCCAUCGCGUGCACGUGGCCGUUCGCACAGUGGGGGUUGGACCUGCUCGGACCUUUCCCACCGGCUUCGGGGCAGCGAAAGUACAUCAUCAUGGGAGUGGAUUAUUUCACAAAGUGGGUCGAGGCUGAACCGUUGGUGACAAUCACGGAACAUCAAAUGGAGAAGUUCGUGUGGAGAAACCUAGUGACUCGGUUCGGGUUGCCCAAAACCAUUAUUACGGAUAACGGACCUCAGUUCGCCGGUAGAAGGUUCCGGGAGUUCUGUUCCAGUCAUGGCAUCCAGCUAAGUUUCAGCUCUGUGGCCCACCCUCAGACGAACGGGCUGGCAGAGGUCACCAAUCGGUCCAUCUUGGACGGACUUAAAAGAAGAGUGUCCGUAGCCCAAUCGGCCUGGACCGACGAACUCCCCAGCGUCCUAUGGUCACUACGAACCACUCCCAAGACCGCGACUGGCGAGUCCCCGUACAGCCUGACAUUCGGAACCGAAGCUGUCUUGCCACUCGAGGUGGCUAUUGCCACCCUUUGGACAAGGAGCUAUGAUGAGGAAGUCUCGAACGAGGGACUUCGUGCCAGCCUCGAUAUGCUCGAGGAACGACGUGCCGACGCACACCUGAAGCUCCUUGUCCUUGACGGGUCGAAGGCGGGCCUCCUCCGCCAAUGCUUCCGAGGCCGCUCUUGCUUCGGCCUUCGCCCCCUCUAG